AUGGGUAGGAGUCUUAGCCCGGUGCUCCGGCAGGAGCUGGCGAACCUCGACAAGGACGCUGACAGCCGCAGAUCCGCCAUGAAAGCUCUGAAAUCUUAUGCCAAGGACUUGGACUCCAAAGCCAUCCCACGCUUCCUCGCCGAGGUGUCCGACACCAACGGGGCUUUCGGUGUGCCCGCGGGCGAGUGCACCAUCUCCCUUUACGAGGUCCUGGCUAGAGUCCACGGCCGCAGCAUCGUGCCGCAGAUCGACAACAUCAUGUCCACCAUCAUGUGCACCUUGUCCUCCAGCGGAGGAUCCUUUCCCCUCCACCAGGCCUGCUCCAAAGUCGUCCCUGCGAUCGCUCGAUACGGGAUCGAUCCGUCGACCCCGGACGAGGAGAAAACGAGGAUAAUUUGCUCCCUCUGUAAGCCUCUUUCCGACGCGCUGAUGGGCUCGCAAGAGGGCGCCGCCUCCGGGGCCGCUUUCUGUCUCAAGGCUCUCGUGGAUUCGGGCAAUUGGAGGUUUGCUUCGGACGAGAUGGUGAACGAGGUGUGCUUGAAGGUCGCAGGGGCCAUGGAAGAGAAGGUGACCCAAACCAACGCUCAUAUGGGCCUGGUCAUGUCGUUGGUGAAGCACAAUGGUGUCAUAGCCGAGGCCUACUCGAGGUCUCUCGUGCGAUCUGGCCUGCAGAUUUUGGCGACCGGUGCCACGGAGAGCAACUCCCAGAAACGCUUCUCGGCCAUUCAGAUGAUUAACUUCCUGAUGAAGUGCGUCGAUCCGAGAAGCAUCUCUUCGGAGGUCUUCAAGAUAGUCGAUGCCAUGGAGAAAUGCCAUGCUGACGACAAGAUGCCAUUCGUAAGGGGCGCAGCGUUCGAGGCGCUGCAGACCGCGAAGCCUCUGGCGGCACAGGAAAGCUCGAGGCACGUACUCGGUGCGAGCCCGGUCGUGAACUCGAGCUUCCGCAGGAGGAACGAGAAGAGUCCUUGGCGAAGCGGCUCCCCCGUCCAGUUCUGCUCGCCGGAGUCGCACACCGUCGACUCGUACAUCAAGAAAGAUGCAUUCGUCGAAUCGCCCUCCUCGGUCUCCCAGCCUUCGUGCGACUUCGAGCGUGGCCGGCGCACCAGCAGGAGACUGUGGAACCAUGACGGCUGCCCGGUGGAUGUAUCCUUGAAGGAUGGCUUGUGUCUGAGAGCUUGCUCUGGCAGCGACGGCAAACACAUCGACUUCAAGCUGAACGAUCCCAACAAAGAGCGGGCAGAAGGCUUCUGUGGGUUCACGCAGGACAGUGAGACCGCCAUGGCAGCAGAUGCCUUAGCAAGCCCUCAGAAAUCCAUGCCGCAGCCGGCGAUCGAUGAUGUCAGAAUACAGACUACUCCGGGAAAGCCGAUUCGAUCCCUUCAGAGUGGAGCUUUUAGCAGCGAAAGCCAAUCUCAGAAAGUGAACUCGGAAAGUGUGGGGACUGCUGGAAAGCUGAACGAUCUCAAGGAUGAUGAGCAAGAAGAGCGAGAUGGCGUGGAAUCAGUUUCAUCUUCUGAUGAUGUCCCUGAAAGCGGCAUUAGCGAGGAGUUGCAUGGAACAACGGAUCACGAAGUCAAGAACGCAGUACCACCGUUAAAGAGCAGGAAGAGGAUCGGGUAUGGCACAGCUGCACUAGGUUUUCUCUGGGCUGCAUCAGCUGUGCUGCUUGCCAUAACCUUUUCAUCGAUGGAGGCUGCUAACGAUGAGCUUGGGCUGGGUCUGGUUCCUACUUGA
Musa acuminata AAA Group (dessert banana) is the source of this 1734-nucleotide messenger RNA. RefSeq names its product protein SINE1-like. The transcript is spliced from 2 exons. NCBI's taxonomy places the organism in Eukaryota, Viridiplantae, Streptophyta, Magnoliopsida, Zingiberales, Musaceae. The record is from RefSeq and is a predicted model, not a curated record. Bases 1 to 1734 code for a protein of 577 amino acids. Gene Ontology annotation, molecular function: microtubule binding. Gene Ontology annotation, cellular component: microtubule.